Messenger RNA from Daldinia vernicosa, 1430 nucleotides. RefSeq names its product putative erythromycin esterase. The transcript has 4 exons. Bases 1 to 1299 code for a protein of 432 amino acids. Gene Ontology annotation, biological process: response to antibiotic. NCBI's taxonomy places the organism in Eukaryota, Fungi, Ascomycota, Sordariomycetes, Xylariales, Hypoxylaceae. The record is from RefSeq and is a predicted model, not a curated record.
AUGACAGACGCCCUACCAGAACUCCUAAAAGGCGCAGCGCAGAAGCUACCGCCGAUAGAGAGCAAUGAAUUCGGCGCCAAAUUCGACAUGUUUGGCCAUUCCCGCUUGGUUCUCAUCGGCGACGGGAGUCACGGGACGUCCGAAUUCUAUCGAGCGCGUGCUGCUAUUACGAAACGCUUGAUAGAAGAGCAUGGCUUCACUCACGUGGCUAUCGAGAGUGACUGGCCGGACGCGCGCUCUAUCGAUCACUACGUACGGCAACAUCCUCGCCGGUCUCAGGAGGUGCCUAUUCGUGUCUUCGACCAUUUCCCGCGUUGGAUGUGGCGGAAUACCGAAGUACAGGAGUUUGUCGAUUGGCUCCGAGAGCACAACGCUCAAUUGCCCAUGAACCAGAGGACAUCAUUUAACGGGCUUGAUCUUUAUAGUAUGGGGGCCUCGCUUCGGGCCGUGACCGAGUAUCUCGAUAGGGUCGACCCAGCCCUCGCUCAAGCAGCUCGGAAGCGAUACCACUGUCUAGAGCCAUGGCUUGAUGACCCGCACGAAUACGGGCGCAAGUCAUUCUAUGAGGGCUCUGCUAAAUGCGAGGCUGGUGUGGUCAAGAUGUUGCAGGAACUCCUCGCGAAACGCAUUGAGCUAGCCUCACACCCAGAGAACGGAGAAUCCUUUAUAGACGCCGAGAUGAAUGCUCGCGUGGUCCGUGACUCCGAGAAGUACUAUCGGGCUAUGUUCCACGGUGAUAGGACGUCGUGGAAUAUUCGCGACACCCAUAUGUUCAACACUCUAGCGCGCCUCCUCAAGCUCAAGCCCGGCUCCAAGGCCGUAGUAUGGGCACAUAACUCACAUCUGGGAGACGCCAGAGCAUCGAGCAUGGGGACUAAGCGCGGCGAGAUUAACCUAGGACAGCUAUGCCGCGAGAACUACCCGGGCGAGGUCUCUGUGAUAGGAUGUGGAACGCACAUAGGGACCGUCGCUGCUGCAGACGAGUGGAAUGAGCCUAUGAAGAUCAUGGAGGUAAUGCCUUCGCGCCAGGAUAGUUAUGAAAGGGCGAUGCAUGAUACUGGAAUACCCUCUUUCAUGGUUGAUUUGCGCGGCUUGAAGACCGAGCCUAUGUUACAGCGAUUCAUCGGCGUGAUAUAUAGGCCCGAUACAGAGAGAUGGAGUCACUAUAUUAAGACCACUCUCAACGAACAAUACGACACAUUUGUUUGGUUUGACAGGACGAGUGCCGUUCACGCAUUCGAAACAGCACAGCCGAAAGAGGCUCUCUCAAAGGGAGAAACUUAUCCCUUUGGGGUGUAGAUAGCUAGAAGAAGAUAGGGGGAAGAAAACAUACAAUAUCACUUCUGAUCUAAUCCAGAUGAUACAGGGCAAAAGCAGAUGUAUAAGAAAAACACGAUGCUGUCCUCCCAAAUGUAAAUAGUGUAUAUCAA